Gavialis gangeticus (Gharial) is the source of this 485-nucleotide messenger RNA. Its product is annotated as thioredoxin, mitochondrial. The record is from RefSeq and is a predicted model, not a curated record. Gene Ontology annotation, molecular function: protein-disulfide reductase activity. NCBI's taxonomy places the organism in Eukaryota, Metazoa, Chordata, Crocodylia, Gavialidae. Gene Ontology annotation, cellular component: mitochondrion. Bases 90 to 443 code for a protein of 117 amino acids. The transcript has a single exon. Gene Ontology annotation, biological process: cell redox homeostasis.
CGCUACUCCUCUCUAGGGCAUCUUCUGUCCCCAGCAGGCCACGUUUCCUCCUGCACCAGGCACAGGCCCCUUUACUUUCUUCUGUUAAGAUGUUUUCUACCACUCCUCUCUGCAGGAGCACAUUCAACAUCCAGGAUGGCGAAGACUUCCAGGACAGAGUCAUCAACAGUGCAAAGCCCGUGGUGAUAGAUUUUCAUGCGCAGUGGUGUGGCCCCUGCAAGAUCCUGGGCCCCAGGCUAGAGAAGAUGGUGGCCAAGCAACAGGGAAAGGUGCUGAUGGCUAAGGUGGACAUUGAUGAUCACACAGACCUCGCCAUUGAAUAUGAGGUCUCUGCAGUGCCAACCGUGCUGGCCAUGAAGAAUGGAGACGUGGUGGACAAGUUUGUAGGGAUAAAGGAUGAGGAUCAGCUGGAGGCAUUCCUUAAAAAACUCAUUAAAGCCUGAGGAAGAGGGAUGACCAGUGAACAUGCCCAGACCUCUAGAAUU